GGCCGGCGGGCCCGGGCCUAAAAGGCGGCGCGGGCGGGGCUCCUGACGCAGCGGCGGGCGGCGGGCGGCGGGCGGCGCGCGCACUCCGAGCUGGGUUGCGGCUCCCGGGUCUCCCAGGCCCGGCCGGCGCGGAGAGCAUGGCGGGCACGGGCCCGAAGCGGCGCGCGCUGGCGGCCCCGGCGGCCGAGGAGAAGGAAGAGGCGCGGGAGAAGAUGCUGGGCGCCAAGAGCGCGGACGGCGCGGGCCCGGCGGGCGAGGGCGAGGGCGUGACCCUGCAGCGGAACAUCACGCUGCUCAACGGCGUGGCCAUCAUCGUGGGCACCAUCAUCGGCUCGGGCAUCUUCGUGACGCCCACGGGCGUGCUCAAGGAAGCGGGCUCGCCGGGGCUGGCGCUGGUGGUGUGGGCCGCGUGCGGCGUCUUCUCCAUCGUGGGCGCGCUCUGCUACGCCGAGCUGGGUACCACCAUCUCCAAGUCGGGCGGCGACUACGCCUACAUGCUGGAGGUCUACGGCUCGCUGCCCGCCUUCCUCAAGCUCUGGAUCGAGCUGCUCAUCAUCCGGCCCUCCUCGCAGUACAUCGUGGCCCUGGUCUUCGCCACCUACCUGCUCAAGCCGCUUUUCCCCACCUGCCCGGUGCCCGAGGAGGCAGCCAAGCUCGUGGCCUGCCUCUGCGUGCUGCUGCUCACGGCCGUGAACUGCUACAGCGUGAAGGCCGCUACCCGGGUCCAGGAUGCCUUUGCCGCUGCCAAGCUCCUGGCCCUGGCCCUGAUCAUCCUGCUGGGCUUCGUCCAGAUCGGGACGGGUGAUGUGUCCAAUCUAGAUCCCAAGUUCUCAUUUGAAGGCACCAAAUUGGAUGUGGGGAACAUCGUGCUGGCAUUAUACAGCGGUCUCUUUGCCUACGGAGGAUGGAAUUACUUGAAUUUCGUCACAGAGGAAAUGAUCAACCCCUACAGAAACCUACCCCUGGCCAUCAUCAUCUCCCUGCCCAUCGUGACGCUGGUGUAUGUGCUGACCAACCUGGCCUACUUCACCACCCUGUCCACCGAGCAGAUGCUGGCUUCCGAGGCCGUGGCCGUGGACUUCGGGAACUAUCACCUGGGCGUCAUGUCCUGGAUCAUCCCCGUCUUCGUGGGCUUGUCCUGCUUCGGCUCCGUCAAUGGGUCCCUGUUCACAUCUUCCAGGCUCUUCUUCGUGGGUUCCCGGGAAGGCCACCUGCCCUCCAUCCUCUCCAUGAUCCACCCACGGCUCCUCACCCCUGUGCCGUCCCUCGUGUUCACGUGUGUGAUGACACUGCUCUAUGCCUUCUCCAAGGACAUCUUCUCCGUUAUCAACUUCUUCAGCUUCUUCAACUGGCUGUGCGUGGCCCUGGCCAUCAUCGGCAUGAUCUGGCUGCGCUAUAGAAAGCCCGAGCUGGACCGGCCCAUCAAGGUGAACCUGGCCCUGCCUGUGUUCUUCAUCCUGGCCUGCCUUUUCCUGAUCGCCGUCUCCUUCUGGAAGACCCCCGUGGAGUGUGGCAUCGGCUUCACCAUCAUCCUCAGCGGGCUGCCCGUCUACUUCUUCGGGGUCUGGUGGAAAAACAAGCCCCAGUGGCUCCUGCAGGGCAUCUUCUCCACGACCGUCCUGUGUCAGAAGCUCAUGCAGGUGGUUCCUCAGGAGACAUAGCCAGGAGGCCAAGAGGCUGCCAGAGGAGCAUGCGCAGAGGCCAGUUAACGCAGCUCACGCCCUCGAACCCACUCCGGUUCCCCACAGUCCACAGCUCAGCUGCGCAUCCCAGUCCCUCGCUGUCCCUCCCAGGUCAGGCGGCGGAGCUGCUGUGAAAACUCUGGUACGAAUCUUGUCCCUCAGCUGAGGUCGAGUCCGGGACCCAGGUGUGCCUGUGCUCCUGGCCCUGGAGCAGCGUUUGGUCUCGUCGGGCCCCUUUUCUCUUCCCUCCUUUGUUUACUUGUUUUGUUUUGUUUUUUUUUUAACUUAAAUUUUGGGUCAACUUGACACCACUAGGAUGAUGAUUUUUUAAGGAGCUGGGGAGGGCAGGAGCCUUCCUUUCUCCUGCACACUAUGUGCCCCAAGGGACCAGACCCUGGGCGAACAGAGCUACUGAGACUUGAAACCUCAUUGCUACCAUAGACUUGCACUGAAAGCCGGACAGCUGCCCAGACUCAUGUGCUUGUGACAUUCAUGAAAACCAACGCUGUGAGCUUAUAUCUCUGCCUUAGGGUUUGCAGAAUGGAAACUCAGCCGUAGGGUGGCACUGGGAUGGGGGUGGGGGAUCCAGGCGAGGUGGAGGGUCCGAGGUGGGUGAUUCCAGAGCUCCUCCCAGGGGGUACCUGAGGCCCUGUUGGACUCCAGACCGUAUAUCCUAGCCCCGAGACACCAUCCCAAGCCAGGGAACAGCCCCGGGCAGGAGGUGCCGGCAUCUCCCCUAGCUCACCAGGCCUGGCCUCUGGGCAGUGCGACCUCCUGGCUAUUUCUGUGUCCAGUUUUGGAGGCUGAGUUCUGGUUCAUGCAGACAAAACCCUGCCCUUCAGUCUUCUAGACACAGACAAGAGAGGCAGACACACCAUGGCCAGGUACCCAAGUGGGAACCCACUCUGGGCUCCACACAGCAGUGUCCCCUGUCCUGGAGGUCACAGCUACCCUCAGGCUCCAAAGCUUUGGCCUCUGUGCUGCCCAAAUCCCUGCCCAGCAGCCCCUUCUGGCCAGGGCUGGGUUCCGCCUCCCGGCCAAAGCACCUCCCCACUCUCCCUGUCACCCUCACAUCUUGUCCUGGUCCUCCUGAUGCCCGUUGUCUAGGAGACAGAGCCAAGCACUGCUUACCUCUCUGCCGCCUGCGUUUGGAGGUCCCUGGGCUCUCACCCAGUCCUCACCUUCCUGCAGAGAGGGAGAUAGCAGCCCCCACUGUUUCUGUUGUUCCCGUGAAUUUUUUUCCGUAUGGGAGGCAGCCGAGGCCUGGCCAGUGUGGUCCACUUUCCUGAGCUGUUGCUGCCUCUGUGGCUGCAGCCAGGGGCCCGCAGAACAAGAAGACCCCACCGGGGCCCCUCCUGAGGUCUGGGGGGCUCUGUCUUCUCUUCUCCCCAGCUAGAGGUGGAGCCAAGUGGUCCAGAAUCACUCCAGUGCUCCGCUGUGGCUGGAGGAGCUGGCCUGUGGCACAGCCCUGAGUACCCCAAGCCGGGAGCCACUGGAGCAGGGCUGGACAUGGCUUCACUGACCAGCGGCUGCUCAAGCUGCAAGCUCUGAGCCGGUGCUCAGUGGAGCCUGCCGCCCCCUGCCUGGGCCCCAGGACCCCCUUAUCAUCCAGUGGGCCUACAGAAACCUGAUGGACAGUUUGGGGACCUGGGGCCAGAUGUCCAUCUCUCUUGCUUGAGGAAUGAAGACUUUUAUUCCAGAGCCCAGGGGCCCAUCCAGCCCUGGCACCCCCGCCCCGUUGCUUCCUGCUGCACAUGGACCGACUUCCACAGUAUCUGCUCACGGGUACUGCAUCCUUCCUGGGGCCGAAUCCCACUCGUCCAAGGGACAGCCCACAGUCUGGACGCCAAGGACCACCAGUGGGCAGAUGGACUGACUGUUGGGCAAGACCUCUUCCCUCCGGUUCUGUUCUCUGGGCAGCAGAUAAGGACAGUAGCUGGUGCCCUACCUGCCUGGCGCGUUGCUGUGCAAAUCCAGGAGGCAGUGGACAUUGUAGGCGGCCACGGCCCCGGGUCUGGGAGAGGUGCUGCCUGGAUGCAUGCGUCCCACUGGAGCUGGCGGGGCCCACGCACGACGCCAGCCUCUUCCCUUCCCGCCUCAGGUAGGGGUCCUCAGGAUGCCGUUCUGUUCCAGCCUCCUGCUCUGGGAGGUGGGCAUGCCUCAAGGAUGCAGGGAGCCAGUGGACUCUCUGACACGUGCUUGCCGGUUGGCUGCUGCGGCUGUGGGCGAGCAUGGGGGCUGCUCUGUGUCUGUUGCAGGAAGUAGCUGCUGAGUGAAAUGGCGGGGGCCGCUGGGGUCCAUCUUCACACUGCAUAGGUCUCUUCCAGGCAUCUGGGCUGGGGUGGGAGCUCCUCCGCAGAAGGUCGAUGGGGGGUUCAGUCUGUGAUCCUUGGUGCUGUGUGCCCCACCCCAGCCUGGGGACCCCACUUCAGAAGGUAGGGGCCAUGUCCCGAGGUGCUGACUGAGGCCUGCUUCCCCCUCCCCUUCCUGCUGUGUUGGAAUACCACAGGGGACCAGGGCCACCACAGGGGACCAUCUCAGACGACUUCGUUUUUCCGUCCCUUUUUCUCCACACUCCACUGACAAACGUCCCCAAAGGUUUCCACUUGUGGGUUUCAGGUGUUUUCAAGCACACCCCACCAAAACAAGCAAGUGUUUUUUCAGUCGUUUUGCUUUUUUGUUUUGUGCUAACGUCUUACUAAUUUAAAGAUGCUGUCGGCACCGUGUUUAUUUAUUUCCAGUGGUCGUGCUCAGCCUUGCUGCUCUGCGUGGCGCAGGUGCCACGCCUGCUCCUCGUCUGUGUCCCGACCACGCAGGGCCAUCCACUGUGACGUCGGCUGACCAGGCCGGAGACCCUCUGCCGAGUAAUGACGUGUGUGCCUGGGACCGUUUUUAUUCUGUGUUAAUGGCUAACCUGUUACACUGGGCUGGGUUGGGUAGGGUGUUCUGGCUUUUGUGUGGGGUUUUUAUUUUUAAAGAAACACUCAAUCAUCCUA
Messenger RNA from Chlorocebus sabaeus (green monkey), 4678 nucleotides. It is a transcript of the gene SLC7A5, whose product is annotated as solute carrier family 7 member 5. NCBI's taxonomy places the organism in Eukaryota, Metazoa, Chordata, Mammalia, Primates, Cercopithecidae. Gene Ontology annotation, biological process: neutral amino acid transport; amino acid transmembrane transport. Gene Ontology annotation, molecular function: neutral L-amino acid transmembrane transporter activity; L-amino acid transmembrane transporter activity. Gene Ontology annotation, cellular component: membrane. The record is from RefSeq and is a predicted model, not a curated record.